AUCAGCUGGAAAUCCACGGAAAUCAUCAAGAGGACUGUUUUGCCUUUACUGAGCUAGGUAGACACCUAUCAACUUCACUUUCCCUCCUCGUCUUCUCUCUUGUCCAGCCGCCACAGUGGCGAUGUCGGAGUCCUACGAUUUCCUGUUUAAAUUUCUGGUUAUUGGAAAUGCCGGAACAGGCAAAUCCUGUCUGUUGCACCAGUUCAUAGAGAAGAGAUUUAAGGAUGAAUCCAACCACACGAUCGGAGUGGAGUUUGGCUCCAAGAUCAUCAGUGUGGUCAACAAAACGGUCAAACUGCAGAUUUGGGACACUGCAGGACAAGAACGGUUCAGGUCUGUGACCAGAAGUUACUACAGAGGAGCAGCAGGAGCUUUACUGGUCUAUGACAUCACCAGUCGAGAAACCUACAACGCUCUGACCACUUGGCUGAGUGAUGCUAGGAUGCUGGCCAGUCAAAACAUCGUCAUCAUCCUCUGUGGGAAUAAGAAGGACCUGGAUGCUGACAGAGAGGUCACGUUCCUGGAGGCGUCACGCUUCGCCCAGGAGAACGAGCUGAUGUUCCUGGAGACCAGCGCUCUGACAGGGGAGAACGUUGAAGAGGCCUUUGUCCAGUGUGCUCGGAAAAUCCUCAAUAAGAUCGAGUCAGGGGAGCUGGACCCCGAGAGGAUGGGCUCGGGUAUCCAGUAUGGUGACGCUGCAUUAAGGCAGCUUCGUUCUCCCCGUCGUGCUCAGCCGCAGGGCACCCAAGAGUGUGGCUGCUAGUGGACAUCCUGCCACAUACACAAUCAAGGUUUGUGAAGAGCAGAAGAAGAACAGCCAUGGAGGACCCAACGGGUUCAGGUUGCUUUGCCGGUGACCCGUCCCUGUCCUUUGCACGGACCUUUCAGAGCCUUCGUUGUCAUUUCUGCAUGUGCAGCGAGGCUGUGAAGACCUAGCAACCCUACCCCCACCCUUCCUAACUCAGAAAUCUCCAAGGUAAUGACGUAAGAGCGCCCACCCCUCAACAGUCUGCACUCUAUUGGACCAAAGUCUGCCUGGCCCUGCAAACCAGGAUGUUUUAUCUCCUUGUAUAUUUUACCUUUUUCCUUCACACCUGCUCACUCACUUUUUAAUCCCACUAAUUUCUGUAUCUUCCUUUCAUCUACAGAUUUCACUUAGGGGUAUUAUUUAAAUACUAAAUAUGUAAAUCUAAAUACUACUUAGGGGUAGUAUUUAAUUUCCCUUUUUUUGGGUCUAAAUUAAAAAAACAUAUCAGGCUAAUCAGGUAAAUAAGUGUUGGUGGGUAGAUUUUAACUAUGUGAAAUUAUCACAAACCUUUAUACUAAUAUAACAUGAGCUGACUUCUUAUCGAGUUGAGCUGAGUGUACAAUCAAAUCAACCGAACACACUUCUUUUUAGAGUAACCCUUAUUCUCCUUCCAUCUGCUCUGAUUACCUCUUAUCAUCCUUCUUACCUACUUUACACACCCCACUAGCAGUCUGCUGUAUGUGCCACUCCCUCGUUGCACUUUUUUCCUCUAAUAACAGUGCCCACUUACAAGAUUACACCGCAUUUUCUUAAUCCCUUGCCUUGAAACUCUGUUCUUGCAUUGUUUACAAGCCUCCUCUCCCCUUCUCCUACCCUCUCAUCCCUCUGCAGAUCUUACACGCUGUACAGUGUUUCUGUAUAUAAAGACUGAUGCAUGUUUUCUCAAACAAAAUAUCAGAGUUUCAUUAUGAAGAAAUAUUACAUGUAUAUCAAAACUGAUAUCAUAAUAAGCAUUUGUUUCAUGAUCUAUUGUAUAAAUAUGUUGAAAUGCAAUGCACUGGCAACAUGAAAGCAGCAGAUGUUCAGGACUGUUUGCAAGACGUUUGUACUGUUUGUAAAUGGGACAAGCCAGUGUGAGUUUUAUGAAAAAUGACAAAUGACUUGCAUUUAUUUUAUUUUGUUCCAAUCAUUUGUGUCUACGUUGUAUCCCAUCUUUAAAGUCACAGUGGCACAUUGGACAGUCACCACUGAGAUAAAUGGUCAUGUAACACAUAUUUAUCCAAAGGAUCCAUUUAUGACAAAAGGCUGAUCUCUUGCUUACUUUUGUUGCCUGUUUACAUGUGGUGGUGUGAUACUAACCAAUCACAUUUUCAGUUUUAACUAUAUUGUAAAACUUAUCUGUGUGCUUUUAUUUAUUUUCGUCUCCCAGUUUUAAGACUUUGAAGAUUUGUCAAAAUCCAGGAUUUUGGUUUAGAGUUGCAACAUAUAAUUCAUUCUUUUAUUUUUUUUUAACCUGAUUUAUCACUUGAACACUAGACAAUUAAAUUAUACACACUUCAAAUAAGUCCGAUAUUUAACGUUUAAAAAAAAAAAAGAAAAAAAGAAAAUCCUCCAGUGUGUGGUAUGUGACGGCAGCAGCUUUGGCCGUUCCACUUCAAGUUGUAGUCUUGUGUUUAUGCCAUCAGGUCUGUUGUUUAUAUUAAUGUAUGUCUGUUUUUCUUUCAUCUUUAUGAAUAUAAUAGAUUUUUAAUUUAUUGUGUAUAAUAAAAGGCAUAUGUUUUUGAAAUAAAAACUGCUACAAGUUCA
This is a messenger RNA of Cololabis saira (Pacific saury), 2554 nucleotides long. It is a transcript of the gene rab4a, whose product is annotated as RAB4a, member RAS oncogene family. The record is from RefSeq and is a predicted model, not a curated record. The transcript is spliced from 8 exons. Bases 122 to 763 code for a protein of 213 amino acids. Lineage: Eukaryota; Metazoa; Chordata; Actinopteri; Beloniformes; Belonidae. Gene Ontology annotation, molecular function: GTP binding; GTPase activity. Gene Ontology annotation, biological process: Rab protein signal transduction; regulation of endocytosis. Gene Ontology annotation, cellular component: endosome.